Molecule: messenger RNA, 2133 nt
Organism: Parasteatoda tepidariorum (common house spider)
Lineage: Eukaryota; Metazoa; Arthropoda; Arachnida; Araneae; Theridiidae
Biological process (GO): DNA repair; telomere maintenance
Molecular function (GO): DNA helicase activity
Source: RefSeq, a predicted model, not a curated record
AUGACGCAUCAAAUCUUUGGAAGAGCAUCCGCGUACGUCUUCACCAUCGAGUUCCAAAAGCGAGGUUUACCGCACAUGCACCUAUUAGUGAUUAUGUCGCCAGCGGACAAGAUUCACAGCGCUGACCAACUUGACGAUUUUAUCUCGGCGGAAAUUCCAGAAGAUGAUCCGGAACUCAAGGAACUGAUCUCGAAAUGGAUGAUCCAUAACCCGUGUGGUGAUAUGAACCCAAGCGCUCCGUGCAUGGUCAGCAAACAUGGAAGAGACCAGUGCAGAUGGGGAUUUCCAAUGGAACAUCAAGACAUGACAUCGCUGGUGGACGAUGAAAAGCCGAGGUAUCGCCGACGCUACAAUCCGUUGUUGGAUCCAAUGAACCCAGAAUUCUCGCAUGAGCAAGCCAUCUACAGGAAAGACUGCAACGGCCAGCGCGUCACCACAGACAACCGCCACGUCGUCCCGUACAACGCCUACCUGCUCAAGAAGUAUCAAUGCCACAUCAAUGUCGAAUUCGUCGGCAGCAUCGGACCGGUGAAAUACCUCUACAAGUACAUCUACAAGGGCCAUGAUUGUGCUACGAUAAAGGCCGUCGAAAACCAGCAGACGAUCAUCUACAACGAGCCGGAGAAGUACGUGGAAGCUCGCUAUAUCUCACCAGUUGAAGCAUGUUGGCGCCUAUUCAAGGAUUUCGAGAUCCAAGCGAAAAGCCACACCGUCGUUCGACUUGACAUUCACCUACCCGGACAAGAUGGCGUUAACUUGGACCAAACGCCAGUUGACCUUGCCGAUAUUGGACAGAAGGGAUCGACCUUAAGGGCUUACUUCCGCCAUAACACCGCGCUGAAAGAAGACGAAGCGAACGGAAAGGCAGUCACCUACCACUAUUACCAUGAAAUGCCGGAGCACUACCGAUGGAUUGGCCAGACGAGCACUUGGCAGAAGAACGUGAAUGCUUGCAGCAGAAUUGGUCGCGUACAUCCAGUCAACUUCGUUUCCCAGCCAGAACUUUUCUUCCUGCGCACGCUUUUGUUCCACGUCAAAGAACCAACGAACUUCAGAGACCUCUACAUUGUCGACGGUGUCCAGCACGCAACCUACAAGCAAGCCUGUCUAGCCAGAGGCCUCACAUACGACGACCAACAGUACGUAGAAGGACUCCGCGAAUCUGCUUCAUCGAAAAUGCCAAGUGUUAUGCGCAUACUCUUCGCUCAAAUCCUGAUACUUGGUGCGCCAGAAAACCCGAAGAGAUUAUGGGAACUGUUCAAAGAGGACCUCGCGGAAGAUUUCAUUCGAGAAGCAAGACGCACUGGUGGUUCCAUAGAAGAAGCGAUAAAGCGUGCCUACCGAAUCAUCGCGCAUAAGCUGAACACCGAAGCUACCGAAGGCCGCAACUUCCGAUACUGGGUGCAGACACAUGGCAUGGAAGACAUCGACAACUAUGAGCAAGAUUUGGAACACGAUAUGAUCGACGUCGACGAAUCAACAGCAAUCGGAGACCGCAUGUACCAGCAACUCAACGAAAAGCAGCGUGAAAUCGUCGACACCAUAAUCCAAGCACUUGAAGACCCGACUCCUGCUGCGAAAUGCUUCUUCAUAGAUGGACCAGGAGGAACCGGGAAGACAUUCGUCUACAGCACGCUGUAUCGCAUCGUUACCGGAAGGCUUAAGAAAGUGAAAUGCAUGGCUUACACCGGGAUAGCAGCGAUUCUUCUACCGAGUGGUCAAACAACGCACCGAACCUUUGGCUUGAAAGUCCCGCUUACAUCCGACUCAAGAUCAUCCAUCAAACCAGGAUCACCGAAGGCGAACGCACUCAAAGGAGCCCACAUGUGUCUGAUGGACGAAGCUCCGAUGAUGUCAAAAUACGGCUUGCACAACAUCGACGAACUCCUACGCGCGAUUUGCAACAACAUUCCGUUUGGAGGCAAAGUCAUGGUGCUUGGUGGCGACUUCCGACAGUGCUGUCCAGUUCAACAACGUGCCAACAAAAGCGAAAUACUCGACCUUUUGAUCAAGAGAAGCCAUCUGUGGCAACACUUCAAGACUUAUUCGCUCGAAAAGAACAUGCGCGUUGAUCCCGAAGAAGAAGAAUUCGCGAAAUACCUGCUAAGCUCUACGACGGGGAACUCGAAGUGA